This is a messenger RNA of Lasiosphaeria miniovina, 1077 nucleotides long. RefSeq lists its product as uncharacterized. The record is from RefSeq and is a predicted model, not a curated record. NCBI's taxonomy places the organism in Eukaryota, Fungi, Ascomycota, Sordariomycetes, Sordariales, Lasiosphaeriaceae. Gene Ontology annotation, molecular function: FAD binding. The transcript has 5 exons. Bases 1 to 1077 code for a protein of 358 amino acids.
AUGCAGCAUUCACAGGCCUGGCUUCCACGAAUUGCUAUCGUCGGUGCCGGCAAUGGCUUCGAGGUCGUCGUGUACGAAAAAGAGAAGUACCUCAACGAGAGGGUUCGAGAAUGGACCAUGCUUAUCCACUGGGCCCUGCCGACGCUCCUCAAGCUGCUUCCCGAUCACAUCAUCGGCAACCUGCGCUCGGCCUACGUCGACCAGUGGUACCCUUACGACCAAGAGAAGGAGUUCCUCCCGUACUACAAUGGCAUGUCGGGCGAGCUAGCCUUCAAGGGAAAGCAGCUUGCGGACCUGCAAGUCCCCAAUUCCGCCGGCCCGGUCGCAAUUCGCUUUGGGGAUGGCGACUCGACGACCGCGGACGUCGUCUUUGGGGCGGACGGGUCCAACUCGCGCACGCGACGAUGGCUGCUGGGCGACGAAGCGAGCAAGACGUUGGAUUCGGAGCAUAUCAUUGCAAGUGGAAUAUUGAAGUACGAGACGGCAGAGCAAGCCGUCGCCGUCAAGAUGGGAUACCCACUUUGUACCAUUGCGCCAGUCAACGACGGCGUCAUCUUUACCCGUUCCGUCCCGGACCCAAAUGACCCCGUUAACUGGUCAUUCCACGUCGCUCGAGUCUGGAAAGGCAAGACGGACUUCCUCGAAGGCGCAGCGGCCAUCGCCAAGGCUAAGGCCAUGACCACGGAUCCCAACAUCAGCGAACCCUUCCGCUCGGCAAUCCAUUUGAUUCCAGACAAUGCCAACUUCACCGUCACACAGCUUCGCUAUUGGGAAACUGUUCCCUGGGACAACAAAGGCGGGAGGGUAACAUUGCUUGGCGAUGCGGCGCAUUGCGUAUUGCCAGGCCGUGGCCAAGGACUCAACCACGCUCUGGGCGACGUCGACGCGCUGGUUUCCGAGUUUCUCAGGGUCAAGGAGAACGGCAGCACCGUCAUCGAAGCGCUGCAAACAUAUAAGGCAGACGUCUUUGUGCGGGGCCCCAAGGCCGUGCGCGAGUCGCUCGAGGACACCGAGGCAAUCAUGAAGGUUAGAAACCUGGAGAAGUCUCGGCAGGCCCAGAAGGGCAUGGCGCUGUAG